AUGACAGACGCAGGUGCUGCUGCUGCUGCUGCUGCUGUGGCUUCAGGAGGCCGGCAGUUUGCGCCGCUCCGACUCGCCUGGGAAGCGGCCUUCAAGAAGCACAACCGCGUCUGCACCGAGCUUGCGGGCUUGCUGAACAGCCAGUCGAUCAAGGAGUAUCCAGGAUGGACCAUCGGCGAGAUUCACGACGCACUCAAGCAGCUCAUCCUGGACAUACUGCACCUGUCGUUGCUGCAGCAGCAACAGCAGUUGGCGCAGCAUCAAGCGGCGCAGCAGCAACAACAGCAACAACAACAACAACAACAGCUCCAAAAGCAGCAACUUGUGCAGCAACAGCAGCCACAACCACCUCAGCUGCAACCACCUCAGCUACAACAACAGCAGCUACAGCAACAACAGUUACAACUCCAAAAGCAACAACAGCAGCUGCAACAGCAACAACAACAGCUGCAACAGCAACAGCUCCAAAAGCAGCAGCAGCAACAACAACAGCAGCAACAACAACAACAACAACAAAAACAGCAACAACAAUUGGCUCAGCAACAACAGCAACAACAACAACAACAACAACAACAACAACAACAACAGCAACAGCAACAAUUGGCCCAACAACAACAACAACGUGCUCAGCCAACGCAACAGCAAAUACAACAGCAACAGCAACAGCAACAGCAACAGCAACAACAACAACAACAGCAACAACAACAACAGCAGCUGCUGGUCAAGCUCCAACCAUUCCCAAGUACAAAAUCGGCUGCAGAGAGUGGGAAUGCAGUAGUGACUCAGCCUCAGCAGCAACCACCGCAACAACACCCACAAAACUUGCCGCAACCACAACAGCCAGUUGCCGCUGCGGCUGCGGUGCCGCAAACAGCAGAAGGCAAGCCCGUAGACCCUGCCCAACAAGCUCCGUCUCAGCCAGCGCGUCCAACAACUGUUUUGGACGAAAAACGAAUCAUCCUUGAGCGCAUGCGAAAAAAGUUUCAACACCGCCUCGCCGAUGUCAUCAAGGCCACGUCCACGUCCACGGUUGCCACAAAGCUGCCGAGAUUGCAACAGAUCAUCAUGUCAGACCCAAGUGAAGUCAAAAUGGGAAUGGAGGCUCUGUAUAAAAUCGAAAAGCACUUGGAGCAGCACUUUGCACACCAGAUUGCUUCGGAAACGGCAUCCAGUAGCACGGACAAAGCUACAGGUUUGACGGCGCCACGGCCAGCAGUCCCAUCAACCACGCCAGCAGCGGCAAGCACGAUACCAACUCUCACCUCCGCCCUUGCUGCCACUGCUACUGCCACAGGCGGAGCUGCCGUGUCGAACGCGCGCCCAGCCGCACUUUCAACAGUCUCCGCUGCUUCUGUCCCAGUCGCUCCGGCUGGCCCCGUUGCUCGGCCUGCCGCCAAGCCGGGAUUUGCCAAUCUCCACGAAAUUGUGGAACAGCUCACCAAAGCCCCGACCUCUCUCCUUCAGUCCAUGCGUUCGUCACUGUCCACUCCACUACGACAAGUCUAUGCUCCUCCGUGGUCGUGGCGCGAUGAAUUUUCGUUUACCACCACAUCGGGGAGCUCGAGUCAAGAGGCAUCGCCGGCGAGCAUGCUUGCACCAGGCGUGGCGCCAGCGACCCCCUCAAACGCGUCCGAUUCUGUCAUGGUGAAGCUGGAGUCCGACACGGGCGACAUCUCCCUGGAGAAACAAAACGACGACCUGUCGGAUUCAACGGCAAUGUCUCGUCCGAAACGCCGUGCGGAUGAGAUGGAAGAGAGUGACCAAGCUCUGAUGGGUGUUUUGUCAUCCGUCACACCACCAUCAUUUUCGCCGCAACAAGUGCCGCGGACGUCGGAUGAUCCACUGUCCUUUGUUUGGUUUGGCCAGUACCGCAACGCCGGCCAAGCGUCUCGAUUCGGGCGUGUUCUAUCCUCCUUGUCGCUCUGGCGCUCGCGCAUGUCUGUCCGAUCUGCGUCCCCAGCGACCCUUUUGGACGUUCGGUCUCCGUUCCACGACCAUCACCAUCAACUUCAUCAUCAACAGCAUCAUUCAGCCCAAAACAUUAUGCCGCACACCAACCGCGCUGCCAAGGUACUUGAAUUGCUGACAGCCACGUCCGAGACAGCACUUUUGGCCGAUGUACUGUCCAUGCCGUUUCCAACGCUUGAUCAGGUGUGCGACGAGUCUGGCCUGCUCGAUCUUCUUCCAGAGUCGUGCUUUUCUCUCGUUCUCGAUGCUGGCAUGUCUGACCCAAGCACCGGGCUUGUCGUUCUUUGGUGCUGCACAAAAUCAGAAUCAGUCUUGCCUCAAGUGCGGCCGUUUACCAUUUGUUUUCAUGCCGGCUACCCACGUAUUUCACCCGUCGUUGAGUUUGAUGAAGCGCAGUUUGGGUUGUCGAGUUUUCUGCAGUACUUCCGUUCGCGCGCGGAACAAGUGCUCACAAGUCCCUCCCGCCCGUCGACCCUGACGGAUGUCCUUGUGCAUCUGGAGAUUGUGUUGCGCGAUCUUUCGGUGACUUGCUGAAGCACCACGCUUUGCCGUCUUGUUUCUUGUACCUUUUAUAUAUUUGUACUGUACUGUACCAUACACCUUGAUACACUAACGUCGGUUGUGAUGAAAGAGAAUUCUUGAGAUUGUUGUCUUUGAUUCCUGUAUCUUGUCUCAGUAUUCUAGUUUCGCAUACAUUGUCCUAUCCA
Capsaspora owczarzaki ATCC 30864 is the source of this 2675-nucleotide messenger RNA. RefSeq lists its product as hypothetical. Gene Ontology annotation, biological process: positive regulation of transcription initiation by RNA polymerase II. The transcript is spliced from 4 exons. The record is from RefSeq and is a predicted model, not a curated record. Bases 1 to 2502 code for a protein of 833 amino acids. NCBI's taxonomy places the organism in Eukaryota, Filasterea, Ministeriida, Capsasporidae. Gene Ontology annotation, cellular component: nucleus.